This is a messenger RNA of Bombus huntii, 3407 nucleotides long. Its product is annotated as WD repeat-containing protein 91. Gene Ontology annotation, biological process: early endosome to late endosome transport. NCBI's taxonomy places the organism in Eukaryota, Metazoa, Arthropoda, Insecta, Hymenoptera, Apidae. Gene Ontology annotation, cellular component: extrinsic component of endosome membrane; late endosome membrane; early endosome membrane. Gene Ontology annotation, molecular function: phosphatidylinositol 3-kinase regulator activity; protein binding. The record is from RefSeq and is a predicted model, not a curated record. The transcript has 10 exons. Bases 950 to 2881 code for a protein of 643 amino acids.
UACCGAGUUGCUACUAAAAUUCGUUUUUCUGGCUGUUUCUUUAACAUGUGUGAAUUCGUCCUCUAGUUGUAAACCAUGGUAAACCACAAACGAUCUGUUUUAGCAUGAAUAUUUUUUAUAAGCUGCAUAUCUGUAGCUCUUAUAAACAUAUCCACUGGUGACAUUAUAGUGUUAUAAUUCAACCGAUAUAAGCCUUCUGCAUAUGGACUUUUUAAAAUCUGCCUUACCUUUAUAUUCUGUACAAGAGGGUUCAUGUUCAGAAAAUAUAUUUUUUCUUUCUACAAUUCUUAUUUAGAGGAGAUUUAAAGCAGAAUAGAGCAUACUUAGAGAAGGGGUCGCAAAAGGUAAUGAUUUAACAAUGGUGAUAUAUAAAAAAGAAUAAUAAUUUACAUUUGGACAUAAGUUAAAUUUUUUUUUGCUUUAUGAUUUUUUAAUAUUUAAAGUUUCUGUCUUAAAAACUAUGUCUUUCUCAUAUUUAGCAAACAGCGCUUUGCAUGUUGCAUUCCGGACGACUUGCCACCCUUGUUUGAAUUGGCGAACUGAUAUUGCGCUCAAAGUCCAAAUGCAUAAUUAAUCGGAUUAUCAAUUACAGAAAAUUUAAUCUAAACCUAUGCGUGUUUAUGCUAUGUACAAAGAUGUAGACGAUCAGUCAACUGAAUUCUCAUUGGUGAAAUGGCAUGGAAGCCGGUAAACUCUGUUUGAAACUGGCGAACUCAAUCAUCUUCUCUGUCUUACGAUCAUGGUAAGAGCCAAACCGGGCUGUGUAAAUCUCGCUAAGAAACUUUUGAUUUUUUUUACGGUGAUAAAUAGGAUAUGCUAACGUUGGUAAUAAUGACUGUCAGACGAAAAUUCGCUGCAUAUUCAGCGAACAGCAAAAUGGCCAAAGGAUGACAACAUACGGCUGUCAGUUGAAGGAGAAAGUUGAUAUUUUGAAGAGAAUUAAAGGAAAAUGUCUCACAUUCAGUAUGUGGACGAAUUGGUCAAAGAAUAUCUGCUCUUCAGAGGUUUUAGCCAAACCUUGAAAGCUUUUGAUAACGACUUGAAAGCCGAGAAAGAAAAAGGCUUUAGGGUUGAUAAGAUCGUCGAUCAAUUGAUGCAAUACAUAUACAAUUAUGACUUAGCAUCUUUAAGAGAAUUAUGGGGACAUUUAGACAUGAGGAUGUUCUCCCGUUUGGAAAGUCAUUUUACACCAGCUGUGAGAAAACUAGAGAAUGCUGUUCUAAAAAUGUACUUGGUUAAUGCAGCAGUAAAUAAUAAACAAGAUCGGAUUCAAGAAUUUUUUACAAAAAUGACACCAGAGUUACAAGGACAUUCAGAGUGGAAAGAAUGGUUUGCAUUGCCAUUUGUUAAAAAUCCUGAAGACAAUCCAGCAUACUCUGUACAUUUUAGUAGACAAUGGCAGGACACUAUGUUAGUGUCCCUGCACAAUUUCCUUGCUACUAUUUUUCAAUGUAUGCCACAACCGACGUUGCUUGCGAUAGACGAGGACACAAAUAGAUUGAAACGGCUUCAAGAAGAGAAUGAAGUAUUGAAACAACGUUUAAGCGAGUCUGUUAAGAUAGAAAAUGUAAUGGAUGUAAAUCCAGGACCAGCUCCUCAGCAUCCACCACUCAUGGAUGACUUUUACAUUAUAGCACAAGAAUCUCCUUUAUUAGAGAAUCCAAAAACCUUAAGGAAUCUCAUAAGAAAUAUAGGCGGCGGUUCCAGUCCAAUUUUAAGUAGAAAGCCUGGGACAAGUAUAAGAAAAGUAGUAGAACCGGAAGUGACAUCAACAAAAAGAACCAAUACGAAAGGAAAAAUACAUUCGAUCAAUAAAUCCGAACCUGUUAGUAAAAGAAGUAUUAGUUGUGAUUCAAGAUUAACAAGCUCUAGAAAAAGAGAUUCGUCUAUCGAUGCAGUAGCUGAGCGAAAGGCUAAAGAUAAAAUCGAUUCCACUUACAUUCUUCUUAGUCAGGAAGAGUAUACGGAACAUAAAACAUCAAUAAUUCAAUGUAAAAGUAAUGCAAGUGGCUCCUACGUAGCUACAGGUGAUGCAGACGGUAUUAUUAAAGUAUGGACCCCGAUACCUUCACCAAAAACUGUUACUACAUUUAUCUCUGCUCCAGCAAACUCAAACAAAGCAAUUACUGCGUUAGACUGGAUAUCAAAAAAUGAGCGUUAUUUUUUACAUGGUGAUAACAAUGGAUUGAUUCAAUUACAUGAUACUCGUGAUUGCAAAACCUUAUGGGACAUUCAACAUGAGAACUCUCGAAUCAUUACUUUGUUAUGCAAUCCAACGGAAUCCACAUUUGUAUGUUCUGUAUCAGAUUCGAACGAAGGAAAAUUAUUAUUGUACGACAUAAAAACAAGAAAAUUAGAAAGAACUUUACCUAUGGAACAAAAUGUAACUGCGUUGUGUUCCGCAUUUAAUCAUAACGGGCAGCUCCUUAUCACAGGGUUAUCCAAUGGAAAUAUUUUAAUACAUGAUUUAAGACGGAACGAAAUUAUUGAUAAUAUAAGCUGUCAUUCGAGUCCAGUUAUUGAUAUAGAACUAAUUAAUGAUUAUACAAAUAUCUGUACACAAAGUGAGGAUGGAAAAUUGUGUCAAAGAAGUUUGAAUCAUUCAGGAAAGAUUUUAUGGGAAACGAAAAUCAAGGUAGAGAAAAACACAGUUCAUGGAAAAUUGUUCACUUUUGACCAAAGCGGUAACUAUAUGCUACUUUGUACACAAACUGGAGGAAAUAUAUAUAAAAUGCCACCAGGUGCACAAGCAAAGAUUUUAGAAUUAGGCGGACAUAAAGGUACACUUUGCUGCGACUGGUCUACCGCCAAUCAAUCCGGAACGUGUAUAACUGGUGGUGCGGAAGGGAAAGUACGCGUAUCGACGUUGCUCUCACCAUGAUACAGAAGCAAAAUUAGUAUCUGUGUGAAUUCAUGAAAUAAUGUGUAAAAUUUCUAAAACUAGCUCAAAUUUGUAGAUACUAAAUAUAUAUCUAGAAUACUGAACGUCAAGACGAAACUUUUUAAUCAUUAUGUUGCAUAAUGAAAUCAUUUUAAAAAAAAAUAUUCAAAGUAAGGUAAAAUUAAAGAAAAGAUCCAAAUAUUUUAUGAAGAGUACAAUGAAAGCAAACGUAUCAUGCGUUAAUGCAAAAUCAAGUGUAUUAUAAUCCUAUCUUUAAAAUGGAAUCAGGGACUACCAAUUGUAAAAUGUACAGGAACUAAUAUAAUUGUAAAGAAAGGAUACAUAAGGUACCUAUGAAUGUCGCGUUAAUUAAUAGGACACAUGAUCGAACGACUUUGUAAAAAAAAAGAAUAAAAUUCUAAUAAUUUAUGUAGCGAUAUAAUGUGUACACCUAAUAUUAAAAAUCUAAGAUACACCUGUAAGAGGUACGGGAAUUUGUCAAUAAAUAUUGGGCAAUUUUAAAACA